GAUUUGCUUACCAUUUCCUCAUUUUAUUGAAAAAUUUCUUUGGUAAGUGAAUCCAUAAAUAGAGAAAAACACGCUCCUUUGAUCCUUCUUGUCUGAAUCUCUCUUUGAAAAGCCGAAGCAUUCGGUGUUUUUAUUAUUUUUUUUCCUCUCAGUUGGGGUGGAUCCUGAUCAGGAUUUGAAUCAAAGCUGCUUCAAGAUGUCAACAUACACCCCUAAGAACAUACUCAUUACUGGAGCUGCCGGAUUUAUUGCAUGUCAUGUAGCCAACAGGCUUGUCCGGAGCUACCCCGAUUACAAGAUUGUUGUCCUUGACAAACUUGAUUAUUGUUCAAAUUUGAAGAACCUUAUUCCUUCCCAAUCUUCCCCUAACUUCAAGUUUGUUAAGGGAGACAUUGCUAGUGCAGAUCUUGUGAACUACCUUCUCAUCACUGAGUCCAUUGACACUAUAAUGCACUUUGCUGCUCAGACUCAUGUUGAUAACUCCUUUGGUAAUAGCUUUGAGUUCACUAAGAACAACAUCUAUGGUACCCAUGUACUAUUAGAGGCCUGCAAAGUUACUGGUCAGAUCAGAAGGUUUAUCCAUGUGAGUACGGAUGAGGUUUACGGGGAGACUGAUGAGGAUGCUGUUGUAGGAAACCAUGAAGCCUCACAACUCCUUCCUACUAACCCAUAUUCUGCCACAAAAGCUGGGGCUGAAAUGCUUGUUAUGGCUUAUGGUAGAUCAUAUGGGUUACCUGUUAUAACCACUAGAGGGAACAAUGUCUAUGGUCCUAACCAAUUUCCUGAGAAACUAAUCCCAAAGUUUAUACUUUUAGCCAUGAGGGGAAAGCCUCUUCCUAUUCAUGGUGAUGGUUGUAACGUUCGUAGUUAUCUCUAUUGUGAGGAUGUUGCUGAGGCUUUUGAAGUCGUUCUACACAAGGGAGAGGUCGGUCAUGUUUAUAACAUUGGAACUACAAAAGAGAGAAGAGUGAUUGAUGUUGCCCAAGAUAUAUGCAAACUCUUUAACAUAGAUCAAGACAAAAACAUUCAGUUUGUGGAGAACAGGCCGUUUAAUGACCAAAGGUACUUUCUGGAUGAUCAGAAGUUGAAGAACUUGGGAUGGUCAGAGACGACCAUGUGGGAAGAGGGUCUGAAAAAGACUAUUGAUUGGUAUAAGAAUAACCCUGAUUGGUGGGGGGAUGUCUCGGGAGCAUUGCUUCCCCAUCCUAGAAUGCUGAUGAUGCCUGGUGGGAUAGAAAGAAAUUUGGAUGGAGCUGAGAAAUAUGAUUCAGGAUCUACCAAAUUCUCAGGGAAGUCCAAUGAAGCCCAAACAGUAGCUCCAGCUUCAAAGACCAGCAACAUUCCUCAGAAAUCCCCUUAUAAGUUCUUGAUCUAUGGUAGGACUGGGUGGAUUGGCGGUGUGCUAGGGAAAUUGUGUGAGAAACAGGGAAUUCCGUAUGAGUAUGGCAGGGGACGUUUGGAAGAUCGCUCAAAGCUUUUGGCAGAUAUUAAAGCUGUCAAACCCACACAUGUAUUCAAUGCUGCGGGCGUCACCGGUAGACCCAAUGUUGAUUGGUGUGAGAGUCAUAAACCAGAAACAAUUCGUACAAAUGUUGCUGGUACUCUAAACUUGGCAGAUGUUUGCAGAGAGCAUGGCCUCCUGAUGAUGAACUUCGCGACUGGUUGCAUAUUUGAGUAUGAUGCUGCACAUCCAGAAGGUUCCGGUAUUGGGUUCAAAGAGGAAGACACACCCAAUUUUGCUGGUUCUUUCUAUUCAAAGACCAAGGCCAUGGUAGAAGAUCUGUUGAAAAAUUAUGACAACGUUUGCACACUCAGAGUUCGCAUGCCAAUAUCUUCAGAUCUCAGCAACCCUCGCAAUUUCAUUACCAAGAUUAGCCGCUACAAUAAGGUGGUCAAUAUUCCUAACAGUAUGACCAUAUUGGAUGAGCUUCUUCCGAUUUCAAUUGAGAUGGCGAAGCGUAACCUCAAGGGCAUAUGGAAUUUCACAAACCCUGGCGUUGUGAGUCAUAAUGAGAUCUUGGAAAUGUACAAGAAAUAUAUCGAUCCAGCAUUUACUUAUGCCAACUUCACAGUGGAAGAGCAGGCCAAGGUAAUCGUUGCAGCUCGUAGUAACAACGAGAUGGAUGCAUCAAAGUUGAAGAAAGAGUUCCCUGAGUUGCUAUCAAUCAAAGAGUCACUGAUCAAGUGUGUUUUUGAACCAAACAAGAAAACCUCUGCAUAAAAAGGCUGUGUUCUCAAGAAUUUUGUAUGCUAUUUUAGCUGUUAUUCAUUAUUAGUUCCUCGAAUUCUCUAAACUUUUUAGAUUUAUCAUUAGUGAUUAGACUGUUAUUCCUUGUUAUUUUUGUAUGAAUUCAUAAUAUUUGUGCUUUCUUUGCGGAAAUUUGGAUAGGUUGUUCCCUGUAUCGGUGGUUAAAUGAGUAUGCUAAACGUCAGGCGUAAUGUGUUGAAUCUGAUAUAUGAAAUUAUAAACUUUUUCUUGCUCCA
Solanum dulcamara is the source of this 2484-nucleotide messenger RNA. RefSeq names its product trifunctional UDP-glucose 4,6-dehydratase/UDP-4-keto-6-deoxy-D-glucose 3,5-epimerase/UDP-4-keto-L-rhamnose-reductase RHM1-like. The transcript is spliced from 3 exons. Gene Ontology annotation, biological process: UDP-rhamnose biosynthetic process; flavonol biosynthetic process; auxin export across the plasma membrane. The record is from RefSeq and is a predicted model, not a curated record. Bases 197 to 2221 code for a protein of 674 amino acids. Lineage: Eukaryota; Viridiplantae; Streptophyta; Magnoliopsida; Solanales; Solanaceae. Gene Ontology annotation, molecular function: UDP-L-rhamnose synthase activity; dTDP-glucose 4,6-dehydratase activity; UDP-glucose 4,6-dehydratase activity.